CACGGAGGGAAUCCCUUGGCAAGGUUUGUCGACUUUCAGCCUGCUGUGCGCACUUUGUCUUUAUUUUAGAUGCUCCUCUCCCUCGCCCACUCCUUCUCUUUCCGUUCCCUCCUCCAGCUUCUCACCUCAAAUUCAAACACUUCAUACACCUAUACGCCGCACCAGAAACAGCAAGAGACCAUGGCGUCGUCCGCAGACAUAUAUCCGAGUCCGCCUCCGUACGAGGCAAUUGGACGCCCUCUUGAGGACCACCUCAACAUACCUCAACCUGGCUCGAGCAACCUGACCCCUCGAGACUUCGGUACCAUCACUUCACUCCAAAACGACGACGACAGGGACAUGGAGGAGGAGCGUGAUUACGAAGAAUCCAGGCCGCUCAAGAUGGGACGGAUACCUGACGCCAGGGCCCAGUACACGUUUAUCCAACCCAGCGACACAAUCAACAACGUUAGUGCAGCCCAUGGUCCAUUUUCACGCAUCCAAGAGCUUUUUCACCACCAACAACCCCACAAUCCUGUCCAUCAUUCCUCUCACUCUCAAUCUUCAAACCCUUAUUUUAAUCCGCCCCCCUCACUGUCAGCAAUGCCACCUUCACCUUCAUCCUCAACACUGAGACAGCAGCAGGAGCAGCAGCCGCGAAGGAGGGGCUCGAUCCUCAAACAAUCUGAAUCGGAAGGACAGGAAACGAGCUCAGUUGCAGCUGGAACGAGUUCUUCUACGUCGUAUGCACCCCCACCCUUCCCUCCACCACAACAGCCCAUUCUCCCAGCUCCGUUGGCAGGGGUCCCAGAGACUCCCGGGUUUAUGAAUGCGCAGGAUGUCUCAAUCGCUGAUUACAAGCGCACAAAGCGUGGUGCGGAUUCAUGCGACAAGAUCCUAGAAGACCCCUACCAGUUGUAUCGGUUCUUUGUCGCCCACAAUGACCGGCCAUCUAUGCACGUCUUGAUCUGUGGUCAUCACACAGAGAAGAGCGAGUCAUACGAGACAGAUUCGGAUGGGAAUCGCAAGCUGGUCUCCAGGGACGUGCGAGUGGACGACUUUAAGAUAGAUUUCGACCUCACACCAUACAUCUCACCAAGGGGGACUCUUUACACUGCGCCCGAUCCCAAGAUCGGGAAGACGUCCACCAUCCGGGAGGCCAUGGAACAGUUCGCAAUGGAAAAUAAUCCGUUCAAGGAAAUGCACAUGCAUAAGACGGUUGCUUGGGAUUAUGAAGAGUUAACAAGGGCAAUCACACAUGCGAUCCGGGCUGCCCACUACCGAUACACCAUCGAAAUAUCGUAUCCCUGCACCAACAACCUAGUCAUUGUCCGAUCUUCUUCUCCGGCGGCAAACUUCAUGCGCAAUCGAUGGACCAAGGCUUUAUGCUUCAUUUCUCUUGUUGGAUUUAUCUUGUAUCCUGCCGUAAGUCCUUAAAUGCCUGGAAACAGGGUCUCUUAGCACGACAUUCAAUUGAUCUAUCAAACGCCCUCCUAAUCGUUCUGAUCUAUCGUCUGUCAUUCUAGCGCGAGAUCUACAAAGCCGUCAAGGAUAAAACCCUCAAAUCCGAGUUCCAAAUGACGAUUAGCACCCGCGACUUUUACAUGCAGAACUAUUGGAAUAUUGUCGAUCAAGUGCAGUACAAAUAGUCAAAUAGUCUUGUCAGUUUUGUUUUGCAGUGAUAGCGAUGGUUGUGAUAAUAUAUAUAUAUAUAUUCAAG
Molecule: messenger RNA, 1699 nt
Organism: Gamsiella multidivaricata
Lineage: Eukaryota; Fungi; Mortierellomycota; Mortierellomycetes; Mortierellales; Mortierellaceae
Exons: 3
Coding region: 70-1416 (448 amino acids)
Source: RefSeq, a predicted model, not a curated record